Messenger RNA from Mus pahari (shrew mouse), 1497 nucleotides. RefSeq names its product UBX domain protein 2B (gene Ubxn2b). Gene Ontology annotation, biological process: Golgi organization; membrane fusion; autophagosome assembly. NCBI's taxonomy places the organism in Eukaryota, Metazoa, Chordata, Mammalia, Rodentia, Muridae. The transcript is spliced from 8 exons. Gene Ontology annotation, molecular function: ubiquitin binding. Bases 28 to 1023 code for a protein of 331 amino acids. Gene Ontology annotation, cellular component: nucleus; cytosol. The record is from RefSeq and is a predicted model, not a curated record.
GGGGCGGGCGCCGCCAGCGGGUGAAAGAUGGCGGAGGGUGGCGGCUCGGAGCCGGAGGAGCAGGAGCGUGGGUCCUCGAGGCCACGGCCCCCAAGUGCGCGGGACUUACAGUUGGCCUUGGCAGAAUUAUAUGAAGAUGAAAUGAAGUGCAAGUCUCCCAAGCCUGACAGAGCUACACCUGCAGCCUUUAGGAGCCCACGGACACCGCCACAUCGGCUUUAUUCAGGUGAUCACAAAUAUGAUGGAUUACAUAUAGUUCAACCUCCAACUGGGAAAAUUGUGAAUGAACUUUUCAAAGAGGCAAGGCAACAUGGAGCUGUCCCUCUAAACGAAGCCACAAGAUCAUCAAGUGAAGACAAAACAAAGUCAUUUACAGGUGGAGGAUACAGAUUGGGUAACUCCUUCUACAAGCGAUCAGAGUAUAUCUAUGGAGAAAAUCAGCUGCAAGAUGUUCAGAUUUUACUGAAGCUGUGGAGCAAUGGUUUCAGUUUAGAUGAUGGAGAGCUGAGACCUUACAAUGACCCAAUAAAUGCUCAGUUUUUGGAAUCUGUUAAGAGAGGAGAGAUUCCCCUGGAGCUCCAGCGACUGGUCCAUGGCAGCCAGGUGAACCUGGAUAUGGAGGAUCAUCAAGACCAGGAGUACAUAAAACCCAGAUUGNGAUUCAAGGCUUUUAGUGGAGAAGGGCAAAAACUUGGAAGCCUUACACCUGAAAUCGUCAGUACUCCUUCCUCCCCGGAAGAAGAGGAUAAAUCAAUACUGAAUUCAGCUGUUCUUAUUGAUGACUCAGUGCCCACCACAAAAAUUCAGAUCAGAUUGGCAGAUGGAAGUCGUCUCAUACAGAGAUUCAACAGCACACACCGGAUUCUGGAUGUACGAGACUUUAUAGUACAGUCACGUCCUGAAUUUGNGACUACUGACUUUAUUCUUGUGACUUCGUUUCCAAGUAAAGAACUAACAGAUGAAUGCGUGACACUCCAAGAAGCGGAUAUUCUUAACACUGUGAUUCUCCAACAGCUAAAGUAGCAUUGCUCCAACCCGUGCAGUAGCAUAGAGGAAGAGGGGAUGUUGUGUAUAUUAGUAAAAUACUUCCAGCAUAAAGCGACCCAGUUGGUUUUUUUUUUUAGAUAAAUCCUAGUUUUCCUGUUAUUCUGUCUUUCAGUCUUUGUCUAGAUAAAUUUAGAUGUUUCAAUUCUUAGUUGUAGGGCUGGCUUGUAUUGAUAGCUUGUAAAUGUUUAGAUCAAUCAACUUAUUACAUGUUCCGUGCUAAUGUAAUAACGUUUUCAGAUGAAAUGAACAGAACCCCUUUUUGGUAAGUGUAUUUGAUAAAAUUUGCACUCAAGUUUCUUAAUGUAGCAGUGACCAGUAACCAGAAAGGACAAUUUUUCUGUAACAUAUGCCAUAAUGUCUCCUCUGAGUUUGAAAUUGUUUGUUCAUACANCAAUUAAGAUUUUGCAUAUUCUUUUUGCAUAUUGUUUNAACUAUGCUAGUACCACAAAA